Molecule: messenger RNA, 1970 nt
Organism: Rhinichthys klamathensis goyatoka
Lineage: Eukaryota; Metazoa; Chordata; Actinopteri; Cypriniformes; Leuciscidae
Exons: 6
Coding region: 35-1897 (620 amino acids)
Source: RefSeq, a predicted model, not a curated record
UGUGCGCUCUCUUGAGUAGCACAACAAACUCACCAUGCCUUGGACAAUGGGCAUCUUACUUUUCACAAUGUCUGUGACCAUGUUGAGUUCUUCUUUAAGAGCUGGUCCUGAGUCCUUUUUUGAAACAGGUACUCCAUAUGGAGCAGUCUCUGAAAACCCAAUCCGUUUGGGCAAACUUUUAAUUGGUGCUCAAGGUGUAGUAUCUGAUAAAGAAAUGGAAAAAUCUGGGCUUAGGUCAGCAGAACAGUCUCAUGAAUAUCGGUCAAAUGAAGAAGAGCGGUUCCGUCUUGCUAAAGCUAAGCUGCGACGUCUGGGUCCUUCUGUGCACUGUGGGAACGAUUCAAUGACCUUGCGCAUUCCAGGAUCAAGGACGCCACACUUUCUGGUUGAUCGAGGAAUUGAGUCACCAGUGCCUCUGUCUGAGAUGCCAGCCAGCUGUGGUUUCUCACUGAAGCGGGCACGCAGAGAUGUUUCUCUCGAUGCUCCAUACCAGGGCUGUCAUGUCAGACGACAGGGUGGACGUUAUAUUCUCCCACUCUUUAUAAUGGGGGCUCCAGUUCAAAUGUCUUGUCCUGUGAGUCCUCGCCUCCCUACAGUGUCCUGCACCCCUUCUGGCAUGAUUAUCUCACUUGGCGUCAGACCAGAUCAUGUUAAAGUUCAAGUUGAUGGAUCAUGGCAGCCUCUGCUUCUAGCAUAUUCUAAAUGCUCAUUCACAUUGGAGUCUGUUGAUGGUUCACUGGUUGUCACUGCGCCAUUUACAGGAAGCUGUUGGGACAUUAAGGAUACUGACAUGCAGCUCCCUUUGAUGUACGGUGACCGGCAAGUGACUCUUUCUUGUCCUGGGACACAACCAACGCUGGCCCCAACAACCGAUGAUCCGUUCCAGGACCCAAUUGGCAGUCAACAAAUGUUUUACCCUUUCCCGUUUGGAGGACAUGUGGGGUAUCCUCCAUAUUCUUAUGGUCGCCCUGGUGUACGACCUAUACCUCCCACUGUGCCACCUACAACCCCUGCUCCUCUUCAAGACCCUAACCAACAAAUGUUCCCUCAAAUGUAUCCCAUGUCAAUGUUUGAUCCAUAUUACUUUAAUUCUAGAGGUUUCCCAGCAGUACCACAGCGUCAACAGUCCAAGUACCCGAUGUUUCCUUCAUACAUGUACCACUUCAAGAGCCCAGUUAAAGCAACAACUACACCUUCCACGACCACUGCUGCCCAGUUAGACCAGGUCAUGGUACCACAGCGUCAACAGUCCAAGUACCCAAUGUUUCCUCCAUACAUGUACCACUUCAAGAGCCCAGUUAAAGCAACAACUACACCUUCCACGACCACUGCUGCCCAGUUAGACCAGUUCAUGGUACCACAGCAUCAACAGUCCAAGUACCCAAUGUUUCCUCCAUACAUGUACCACUUCAAGAGCCCAGUUAAAGCAACAACUACACCUUCCACGACCACUGCUGCCCAGUUAGACCAGUUCAUGGUACCACAGCAUCAACAGUCCAAGUACCCAAUGUUUCCUCCAUACAUGUACCACUUCAAGAGCCCAGUUAAAGCAACAACUACACCUUCCACGACCACUGCUGCCCAGUUAGACCAGUUCAUGGUACCACAGCAUCAACAGUCCAAGUACCCAAUGUUUCCUCCAUACAUGUACCCCUUCAAGAGCCCAGUAAAAGCAACAACUCCACCUACCCCGGCCACUGCUCCCCAGUUAGACCAGUUUGUAGGUUAUCCUCCACGGUACCCAAAGUUUUAUGGCCCUCAACCUUUUGUACAUCCUCAUGUUCAAUACCCAUUCAUGCCCAAGUAUCCUCAGGAUCCAGUCUUUCCUCCUCACAGCCCCAAACCGGUGUCUUCUCCUGCUUGGUCACAAUCUAGCUACUGGUCUCGCAAACAAUGAAUGAGAUGAGUAAUUGUGAAGUUAUCCUGAAGUGGCAAUUGAUACUGGAAGAGACUGACUUUUUCUCCUUUUA